CAUUCGAUCCAUCAAAACCGUCGUCGUACUUGAUGUACUACGAUGUGAAUAAUCUGUAUGGAUGAGCGAUGUGUCAACCUUUACUAUACGCCGAACUUCGAUGAGUUGAAGACUGCGAACUUUGAUGUGAGCGCGAUCGCUCCAGAUUCAUCCGGUUAUACUCUCGAAGUCGAUCUCGAGUAUCCUCACCACGAUCUGCACGAUCGAUACACCUACCUUUCUGUCCAACGCGCGAUAAACCGCCAGGCAAGCGCGAAGAUAAACUUCUAGCGACAUUGUAUGAUAAAUAGCGUUACAUCAUCCACUGUCGCAACCUUCAGCAAUGUACUCGUCACGGUCUUCGCGUAACAAAGAUCCACCUGGUGCUACAAUUCGCUCAAUAUCCAUGGCUCCGCGAUUACAUACAUUGAACUUAAUACAUAAUUUAGAACGCGUGCAAAAAAAAUGAUUUUGAAAAAAAUUUGUAUAAACUAAUGAACAACGCGGUAUUCGGUAAGACCAUGGAAAAUAUGCGCAAUCAUGUUAAUGUAAAAUUAAUAACAAAAUGGGAUGAACGGUACGGCGCGGAGGCAAUGAUCGCGAAACCGAAUUUUCACAGCCGCAGUGUCUUUGCAGAAAAUUUGAUCGCCGUCGAAAUGUGCAAACUCGAGAUAAAGUUCGACAAGCCGAUUUACGUGGGUAUGUGCAUACUCGAUAUAUCGAAAGUCUGCUUGUAUGAAUUUCACUACGAGUAUAUGUUACCAUUGUUUCGCAACAAAUGCAAGAUCAUGUACACCGACAUGGACAGUCUCAUUUACUAUAUAGAAUGCGAGGACGUUUACGAGACUAUGAAACGCGAUAUCGCUAGAUUCGACACAAGUGAUUAUCCGGCAGACAACGUAUACAAUAUGCCUCUCGCGAACAAAAAAAUAUCCGGCUUGAUGAAGGACAAAAAUAAUGGUGCGAUAAUGAUCGAAUUGGACUGAGAGCGAAGAUGUACGAGAGAAUAGACGGCAAGAAGGACACUAAAAAGGUGAAAGAUGUAAAGAAUCACGUCAUAGCGUGAUAACGUUCGAUGAUUAUAUGCGAUGUUUGAACGAAGAGAUCAAAAUGACUCGCCGUCAAUCAUGUAUACGAUCUAAAUUACACGAGAUGUACACGAUAUUCGAAUCGAAAAUCGCUCUGAGUUCAUACGACGACAAACGAUACAUCAUACCGAACUCGACGGAGACAUUAGCA
Atta colombica is the source of this 1218-nucleotide messenger RNA. RefSeq lists its product as uncharacterized. NCBI's taxonomy places the organism in Eukaryota, Metazoa, Arthropoda, Insecta, Hymenoptera, Formicidae. The record is from RefSeq and is a predicted model, not a curated record. Bases 474 to 965 code for a protein of 163 amino acids. The transcript has a single exon.